AAUACGGGAAGAUAAGGAGUCCGCAGCCCGCAGCAGUUUUGAAUGUGGCGCUGCUGCUGCUGCUGCUGUCGAUGCAGAUGCAGUCUUCGUCGUUCUUGUUGUCGCUGCGAGCGAGCGAGCGAGGCGCGGGCCAAUGGCUCGAUGGAGUGAGUUAGUGUGUGCGUGCAGGCGGGCCAUGAGGAACCUAAACCCAAGCUCUGCUGCUGGCGUCGGAUGCAGCGCAGGUCGUUGAGACGGAGAACGGAAAGUGCUUCAUCUUCUUGUUGCGAGUUUCUUCGGGCCGACGUAGGGAAGGUGCGCGCGCUGCUGCCGAGUGUGAUGACGAUGGAGGACUGAGGGAGCGCUGGGCUGACUGACAUCGGUCGAUCGCGCGGGGGCGGCAUCGCGCGCGGAUCCAAUGUGAUUCGAUCAGUUUGUGUGGUUUCGGUAAAGUGAGAAAGCAAAGCACCGGGAGCGGGAUUUUUAGGCCUCACUCGGGAGGGUUUGGACGCGGUGGCGAGAUGGACGAUGGAGGGCCGUUUGGGGUUGUUUCGGACAGGGAUAGGGAGGAGAGCGUAGGGGAUUACAGGUCCUCGGUGGAAGCCGCGAUGGAGAUUAACAUGGAGGAAGCGUUUGCAGAGUUGCAGCAGAAAGAGAGGGACCGGGAGGUGAGGCACCGAAUGCUGAACCUCCAUCACCAUCACCACCACCAUCAUCACCCUCACGGGGUGGAGCUCGCGAUCGAUUUGAGGCAUGUUGUGCAGAGAGAUAGCGAGAGUGACAAUCUUGGAUUCGAGUCGACGAUAGAGGUGAGUGGAGACGGAGAUCUUGGCCAUCAUCAUAGAGGAAUAGUGGUAGAGAGAGGCAACUUUUCGCUCUUAGAAGGCAGUGGAGAUGCUGAGCUAGGUUUUCAUGGUGAAAGGGAGGACGAGAGUGUGAGGAAGCUGGGAGAUGAUAUGGAGGACACAGGUGAUGCAGGGACAGCGCUGAUGAUGCAUAGAGUUGGGGAUGUGAUCACCGAGAGUGAGCGCGAAAGGGAGCAUGAGCGCAUGGAGAGGCAAGCCGUGUUCGGAGCGCUGGCUGCAGCUGCCGUUGCCGUCAAUGUGGCGCUGCAAUCCAUUUCAGGGGCCGGUUGCAUCGCACUAAAUACAACGGAGGAUUCGAGUCUGGAGCAUCGGAGGUUCAGGAAAAGGAAAAGGAAGAAUGAAGAAGACACCGACUUCAUUCCGGCCGUUCUGAGCACAUUUGCCGAUGCAGAGGUUAUGGCUUCUCUGUCUGUCACGGAAUCGUCAUCCAAGAAAGACGCCUUUGUAUUUGACGACAUUGACUGGUUUUUGAAACCGAGAUCGAGACGAUGGUGGAGAAAGCUCUUUAGAGUUUCCAAGCCUACAUUCGAUUAUAUUUGCCAGUUGGUUAAACCUGACGUUGAGUCAGAAACACCUGCCUCUUUCCAGGGUAUCGAAGGCAGAGUAAUUACUGUCGAAAAGCAAGUGGCCAUAGCUCUGCGAAGGCUCGCAUCUGGCGACUCUUUGACCACUUUGGGAGAGCUUUUCGGGGUUGGAGAGUCCACGGUUUCCAAAGUGAUUUGGAAAUUCGUGAAUUCCAUGGAGAAGAGGGCAAGGCAUCACAUGAAAUGGCCUGAAGGCGCAGACAUGGACAGAGUGAAAGCGGGCUUUGAGGUCGAUCACGGUCUCCCAAAUUGUUGCGGCGUUAUAGACGUCACUCACAUUCUUAUGGAGCUUCCAGGCACAGAGUCCUCCGCAGAUUGGUUUGAUAAGGAGCAAAAUUACAGUAUGUUGAUGCAAGUUGUUGUUGACAUGGACAUGCGGAUCAGGGAUCUCUUCACAGGCUGGCCUGGAAGUAUUACGGACUCUAGGCUACUGCGUAACUCUGGCUUCUUAUCCCUUUGUGAGAGUGGGGAGAGGCUCAACGGUGCACCUAGGAUAGUGCAGGGGCUUCAGGUCAGAGAGUACAUUAUUGGUGACUCCGGCUACCCUCUGCUGCCAUGGCUUAUUAACCCGUACACCUCGACGGGGUUGGCCCCCACCAGAGAUGUGUUCAAUUCGAAGCACGCGUCUACGAAGACAGUAGUAGAAGACGCUUUGGGUCGCUUGAAGGGAGCAUGGAAAAUCUUACACAAAGUUCUAUGGCGUCCAGAUAUCAGAAAGUUGCCGAGUAUCAUACUCGUGUGUUGUCUGUUGCACAAUAUCAUGAUCGAAGCUAAUGAAGAAAUUGAGGAUGGAGUGGCCUUGGUCGGCCACCACGAUGAGGGAUACAGGCAGCAAUGGUGCCUUUCUUCAGAAGCUGAAGGACAACUUGUUAGGGAGGCCUUGGCAGAGCAUGUGUUUAUGAACGAACAUCACUAAAAGCCGUCUCAACUCUUUGAAGAAUUUUCCAGCUCCGGACAUUCGUGCAUCACAGUGGGAUGUAUGGCAGGCUCGCUCCUGUCCUUUAGAACUCAUCAAACUCGGAUGAUUGACGAUUGUACAAAGUGGGCGACCAGUGUCCCUCCUUUCCAUUAUAUUCUAGGCCGAGGAUCGCACCAUAUGAUUAUUUAGUUCCCUGUGUAAAAUAGAUGCACCAGUGUCGGAAGAUGUAACUUAUUUCAUAGAGGCAAGGCAUUAUUAACGGCUUGCCAUUUUUGUGGUCCAUCCCCUAGUAGCGAUCAGUUGUCCCUCCCUGAUGUCCAGUAUUUUAUAAAACACGAGGGUGGGGAAAGCACAUGUAUAGUCAGGCUCUUGCAACUGUCUUGUGGCCCCUUUAUUGUACGAGAAUUUGGGGCAGAAUAGUAAACACACUUGGUUCUUUCGCAAUCUUGCCAACGUCAGCUCGCUAUCUUUUUUCUCACAUGUUCCAACAGACCCCAUUGGGUGAGAUUGGCUUUGUUUUAUCAAUGUGUGUAACAUGGAAGUCUCUGAGGACAGCCAUCACACACGUUUAGCAUACAGAGGUGGGUUGUAGUAGAAGAGGAAACAAAGUUGAAGCAUUGUUACUUAUUCAGGCCAGUGACGACGAAGGUUAUCAGAGUUCUCAUGAUAUGAACUUCUGUAGAUUGUGGGCAGAGCAUUCUCACGGAUGCGGGUUACAUUCGUCAUAGGCUGUCUCGUGGCACAUCGACCGUUGUGAAAAAGUGUAAAAGCAAACCAAGGCAAAGUUUUAUUAAAGAGUAAAUGCCAGAGUGGCUUCUUGUACUCUUUG
Messenger RNA from Marchantia polymorpha subsp. ruderalis, 3177 nucleotides. Lineage: Eukaryota; Viridiplantae; Streptophyta; Marchantiopsida; Marchantiales; Marchantiaceae. The record is from the annotation of a GenBank genome assembly.